Saccostrea echinata is the source of this 3072-nucleotide messenger RNA. Its product is annotated as ubiquitin carboxyl-terminal hydrolase 10-like. Gene Ontology annotation, biological process: DNA damage response, signal transduction by p53 class mediator; regulation of autophagy; protein deubiquitination. NCBI's taxonomy places the organism in Eukaryota, Metazoa, Mollusca, Bivalvia, Ostreida, Ostreidae. The coding region runs from base 73 to 2889 and encodes 938 amino acids. Gene Ontology annotation, molecular function: cysteine-type deubiquitinase activity; cysteine-type endopeptidase activity. The record is from RefSeq and is a predicted model, not a curated record. Gene Ontology annotation, cellular component: cytosol; nucleus. The transcript is spliced from 15 exons.
AAAGCGAUGCAACAUUACAAUAUGGCGAUUCAGCAUGUUAUGUGACAAGACAAUUUUUUGAUAUUUCCCAUAAUGAACCCCAACGUCCAGGGACUAAACUUCCUGGAUGUAACAAGCUUAGAUCCUCAAGAACAGCAGAGGGUAAAUGACAUACUGUUUGGACAGAGGAGCAGAGUGUUGGGAAAGGUGGAAUUUCCAUGGGGAAAUUUAGAGCCAAGAAGAUUUGGGGAAGGAGAUGUUGACUGUCACACUCAACCUAAUGUCUCUGCCCAGGGACUCUCAGACUCAUCUGUACAUCACACAGAAAAACACCCCGAACAAGCUAUAAGCAGUAAUGCUACAGACAAAAUUGUGUGUAAUUCUGAAAAGGCAUUUGAAGUGGAAAACUUUUAUAUAAAUAAUGCUAAAACCAAGGAACAGUCAACGAACAGAAAUGCUGGGAAACCAUAUGAGAGGAGAAACAAAAAGAGAAGACCUCCAGAUUACUAUCAGAGGUUUGAGGAAGCAGCUCAUGUGGAAAAUUCCAUUUUGACAGGCAGUCAGGAGGAAAGUAGACCUUUAAUGUGGCAUGAAGAGGUGGAACAGUCUCUUCCAUUGCUAGACAAUCAGGUGGACAGUUUUCCUGCCACAGGAAAUUUUUCUUCACAAGGCAACUCCUACUUGGAGCAGAGAGGUGUUCAUUCCAGUAACAGUGCUCAGACAGAUCAUUAUCCACAGCAUCAGAACUUUGGUGCUAACUUCCAAGGAAAUGUUACUAUUGACAAUUUGAUCUCAAAACAGCCAGAAUUCAUUCCACCCAGCAGAUCAUCAGAGGAAAUUUGUAGUCAUUCAAGCAAUUUCUCACAAUGGCAGCAGCCAGUUCUAACAUCUGCAGAUACAUAUAAUUCUUCUUCUAAGCAAUCUGCUCCAAUUUCACAGUUCAAUGUGUCUGGUUUUGACUCAGCUUCAUUCACAAAAGUGUCCCCAUCUAUGCACCAUAGUGGGCCUUCCCAUGAGACCACUAACUUUGUAUCAACACCUUCUGUGAUGUCACAUGGAGUUUCUUAUGCUGGAGGAAGCACAGAAAUCUCUUCUACUAAUGCAUCCUUCCAGACUGAAUCACAAAACAUUGAAAAAUUGUCAGAACACAUUUCAAUGGUAUCUGUGCAACAUCCAGCACAAAAUGUGACACCAAAUACUUGUAGUAAUAGUAAUUUAGCUCUUGAUGGCUCAGGAAAAAAUUCCUCCAUGAUCCAAGAAUCAUCUGUUGAUUCUUUCUCCUCAUGUAUCCCCCCAGUUUCUAGUCAGCAUUUGAUUGACCAAGAAUCAAAAGACAAUGUGGAUUCAGCAGAUCAACCUCUCACAUUUGAUUUUGAUCAGCCUCGCACAGACCUGGACCCAGAUCAAUAUCCAGUUUUGGGUAAGACAAGCGGACCCUUUUCUGAGGAAUCCCCUAGAGACUCAGCAGAAGGGUUAUCUGUACAAAGUACCUCACCGCAAAGUGUUCCUCCUCAAGCUGUCAAACCAAAGUCUGCAUCAUGGGCGGGGCUGUUCAGUAACGUAGACCCAGCGAGACAGGGAUUUGUAGUGACUACUAGUUGGGCAUCUACUCCAACUACUGACACCCCCAAACCAGCUGAGACACCCAAAACAGAGUCUAAGUUACCAUGUGCACCAGUGGAUGUUUCUGAAGAUCCACUUGCCAAAACAUUUGGAGACUCCCUGUCUCGGAUGAAGGUCAACCAUGUUCCCAUUGGACUUCAGCCGAGAGGACUGAUGAAUCGAGGCAACUGGUGCUAUAUUAAUGCUACUUUGCAGGCUUUAGUCUCCUGUCCGCCAUUUUACAAUGUGAUGAAAAAAUUCCCCAUUCACCCCCCUGUAAGACGGGGCAAAAGCUGCACACCUAUCUUAGAUAGCAUAGUCCAGUUUGUUCAUGAAUUCCAUCCAUGUGGCAGACCUACAGAAAGGGGAAAGAGGACCUUGACAGACUUGACCCCAGGGCCUGCCUUUGAGCCAACCAAUGUUUACAAUAUGCUUCAAGUCAUUGAGGCAAACAAGUCAUUUAAGCUUGGAAAGCAAGAAGAUGCUGAGGAAUUUCUCAGUUGUAUUUUAGAUGGAUUACAUGAAGAAAUGUCCACUCUCAUCAAAUUUGCCAAUGGUACAUCUACAGCUUCUGCUGCUUCCAAUGGCAGUGUAGCAGAAGAUGUGGUUGUGGAUGAGAGCUCUGAGGACGCAGGAUCCGAUUCCUGGGAGCAAGUGGGGCCCAAAAAGAAAAGUGUUUUAACACGACGAGCAACUUUUGAGAAAACCCCUUUAGCUGAGAUUUUUGUGGGGUAUACAAGAUCAGCCCUUUAUAAAGCUUCAUCUAAAGACUCUGCCACCUUACAGCCAUUCUUCACUCUUCAGUUAGACAUUCAGUCAGAUAAAGUUUACUCUGUGAAAGAAGCCUUGGAAGGACUGGUAUCAAGAGAGUCGGUAUCAGGGUUCACUUGCUCCAAAACUAAAGCAGAGGUAGAUGUUGUGCGACAUUUGACCUUAGAAGAACUCCCCCCUGUGCUGAUCCUUCAUCUUAAAUUCUUUGUUUAUGAUAAAGAUGGAGGAAGCCAAAAACUAUUAAAGAAUUUGGAGUAUGGCAUUGACCUUGAAAUUACCAAAGAUUUAUUGUCCCCUAAUGUUCGGAACAAGCUCCAGAUUCAUCAGAGGUCAUACAAACUCUUUGCUGUGGUGUACCAUCAUGGGAAGAAGGCUACAGGAGGCCAUUACACAACUGCUGUGUUUCAUCCCGCCAUCAAUAACUGGAUCAUGAUUGACGAUAGUUUAGUCAAGCAUGUGUCAGUUGGUUCAGUCUUAAAGACUGUCCCAGGUCGUGUACCGUAUCUUCUGUAUUACAGGCGCAUAGACAUGCACUAAAGAGAAAGGGUAUGGAGUCACGUUCUGCUUGAUACAAGGAGGGGAAAGAAAUUGACUUGAAAAUUUGUCUAAAAUUUAAAUAGACCAUAUAUUUGUAUACCGUGAGAAAUGUGUUGAUUAAUUUGAAAUUACACCUGUAUUUCUUGUGGAGGUGAAAACAAAUAAAAGUUGUGUAGAACUUGA